CUCUAAAAGGGAGGCACAAGAAGGAAAGAUUGACCUCCCAGAUGAUGAUCCUCGGCUUGUCCAUAUAAUGGUACAUUAUCUAUACCACUUCAACUAUGACGUACGGCUAUAACACGAGCGUAGUGGUUUUGAUGGGUUAGAAAUGGACGGAUACGGAACCAAUGUCAAUGAACCGGCAGCGGACGCCCUUCUGACUCAUGCAAAAAUUUACGCCUUAGCAGAGAAGUACUUGAUCAGUGGACUGAAGGCUGUCGCGCUUCGACAAUUCAAGGCGGCGGCUACUGUUUCCUUGGAUAUCGAUGAUUUCCUUGGGGCAGCGCUAGUGGUGUACGAAUCCACUAUUGAAGACGACAGAGGCUUAAGAGAUGUCGUCGUGGAAACCCUUUGUAAGCAUUCCGAAUGGCUAGACGAGGAGAAGGUGCGAGAUGUGGUUAAGGAGUUGGGAGCUUUAACGUAUGAUAUGGUUAUAUAUAUGCGCCAAAAGCGUAUGUUCUAAACUAGGUCUUAGGUCAGUUAACACGUUAACGAGAUGGUCCCCGAUGAUGUCUGAGAGAUGAUGCCGCCCAAUCCGGAGAUUGAGGCGCUGGAGGCCAUUGCGAGUUGCUCGGCUUCGGCAGUUACUGUUAUGAGAUGGA
Molecule: messenger RNA, 635 nt
Organism: Neurospora tetraspora
Lineage: Eukaryota; Fungi; Ascomycota; Sordariomycetes; Sordariales; Sordariaceae
Exons: 2
Coding region: 143-496 (117 amino acids)
Source: RefSeq, a predicted model, not a curated record